Messenger RNA from Photinus pyralis (common eastern firefly), 1682 nucleotides. RefSeq lists its product as uncharacterized. Gene Ontology annotation, molecular function: DNA binding. The record is from RefSeq and is a predicted model, not a curated record. The transcript has 2 exons. NCBI's taxonomy places the organism in Eukaryota, Metazoa, Arthropoda, Insecta, Coleoptera, Lampyridae. Gene Ontology annotation, biological process: DNA integration; DNA recombination. Bases 459 to 1682 code for a protein of 407 amino acids.
GUGAAAUUGUCCAAAGGAGUUGCCAGUUGCCAUGGAUAUGGACAGUGCAAUUAUCGCAGGGCUCUUUCGCUUUCUACAGUGCAAUUAUCAAUAGUAAUAUAACAAGGGCGACACAUGCUUACCGAUAAUUUUGCCCACGCGAGGAAUCACGAGUGCUGGUUGCACUGAAAACUAGUUUUCUAAGGGCAACCAGUACGAGGAUUCUUCGCAAGGGCAAAAUUAUCCGUAAGCGUGUCGCCCGCGCUUAUAUUCUGCAGAUAAUUUCACGAAACACCGUAGAGAUUGUGAUUAAAAAUCGGGUGAAUAUUACCGUGAAAUUCUAGUUGCUUGUUCUAUUCAGCAUUUCUAUAGCAACUAAAACAAUUUAUACCAACAAAUCUCAAAUUUGACCAGUGCGUCGGUUAUUUAUAGUAAUACACCUAAUAUUCUGCGCGAAUCCUGCUUUCUGCUGGACAAAUAUGAGCACUACGCGAUUCGGUGAGGCUUCCAAAGCUACUAUUAACGUGGCUAUCGAUCAAGUGACGCCAAUAAAUACUAAGAGAUCGAAUGGUUACGUAUGGAAGCAGUUUCAUGAAUUUUGCGGACAACGAGGUUACGAAUUAACAAGAACGACGCCCACCACAAAACUUGCCCUAAUUAUGAAGGAUUGGGGGUACAACAUGAAACAGAAGAAUGGAGAAGACUAUAAGGAAUCGGUGAUAAAAACAAUGUGGAACGUGACCGCCAAGCAGCUUCAAAAAUUGUAUUUUCAAGAAUUCGGUGUAAGGUUUGAUCCAUUUUCUGACGUGGAGUUUAAACAAAGUCGCGCCGCCCGAGACGCCAAAAGACGUGAACUGCAGAAGCUGCCUGAAAAACGGAAGUGCAGCUCAUCUGCCCUGAGUGAUGCGGAAUAUAAAGAUAUUGUUUCAAAGCUCGACGAGGAUACACCUGACGGUUUGGAACGAAAAUUCUACUACAUUGCUAGCUAUGAACUGGCUUGGCGAGGAGGGGAAGCCGCAGUUGCUGAGGUGAAUUUUUUCCAGGACGAGGUAAGCAAUUCCGGCGUCUGGUCCGGAAGAAUAGAAUACAACCCAGUAUUUAGUAAGACUGCACAAGGUGGAGGUCGGAAACUAGCAGACAGCAAAUGGCUGGUAGCUAACAGGGAGAAGUCGGAAUUUUGUCCUGUGAGGUUAUUCAAGAAGCUCCUGAGUAAGAUAGGACCAAAUGUUACUACAAACAGGCUGUUCCUGACUCCCAACCCACUAUGGAAGGAUCCUUCUUCCGUUGGCUGGUACAAAAGUUCUCCUGUUGGAAAAAAUCAAAUAGGGAAAUGGACGAAAUCUGAUGCGAAACAAAUCGGCGUUGAUACAACAAUAACGAAAAUCACCAAUCACUCUUUGAGAUCCUCAGCAGUCUCCCAUUUGGCAAGAGGGGGUGUUGGCGAAGAGCAGUUAAUAAAGAUUACUGGACAUGCGAGCACAGCUUCCAUUAAGCCCUACCUCCAGCUGGAUUCAUGUCAUCAUGCUAAAAUAAUAGGAAAAAUGAGGAAUGAAGCAUCAUCGUCCACUUAUUCUUCAACUUUAAUUACAAGUUCCAGCUCAUCGAGCUCCUCAACAAAUCUUGAAAAAGAGUGUGACGUUAGCGCAAAAAAACCUAGAAUUAUGAAUUUUUAUAAUUGUACCUUUCAUAGCAAUCAAUUUUGA